Messenger RNA from Adineta ricciae, 555 nucleotides. NCBI's taxonomy places the organism in Eukaryota, Metazoa, Rotifera, Eurotatoria, Adinetida, Adinetidae. The record is from the annotation of a GenBank genome assembly.
AUGUGUGAGAUGUAUGAUGACAUUUCAAGUCAAUUUGGCAAUAUCAUAUCACAAACAGGUAUGGUAACUUUAGUGGCUGUCGAUGAUCGACAAUUAUCGGCACGUAUGAAGACUCAGACAACAACAUACACCACGACAACAUCUUCAACAACAACAACAGUUCCGCAAUGCAAUAUAACAGCAUGUCGUAUGCAAAUUCAAAGUUAUAUUGCACUGAACUGGACGUACGAUACAAUAAACUUCCAUCAAUGUGAUGGCUGUUCUCGAGCAAAUUUUUCGGACUUUCCUCCAGAUUGGCCAAACAGAUGGUCUAUUAUGAACUUUCAUUUUUACCGUACGAGCGAUGCAGAUUGCACCGGAAAUCCAUACAUCGGCAAUCUUAAAUUUUGUCAAAAAACGUGCUUGAAAGAUAUUACAUGCGUCGGCUUUACCAGAGCUAAAAGCGCUCCAGAUAGCAACUCCAAUGCCGCAUGUUAUUUGAAAAAGAACAUUACGGGGGCUGGUGUUUACAAUAGUGCCGCAUGGCAAACAAUCGUUUUAAACAGUACGAUUUAG